UCCGUGGGGAGAGGCAACUGUUAUGGAAGUGGUUGUCUCUUGAAUUUACUUCACUGUAUUUUCACUCACCCUAAAUGGAAUAACGUCUUUGGGGAUUCACUGCUUGUUAAAUUUGUUCGGGAUAUAGAAACUGAGCGAAGAGCCUGGCAUGAUAUAGAAAGAGCUCGCGCGUUAUUUAUUUUCUCUUGACCGCUUCAUGUUUGUGGAUAGCGCGACAAAACAUACGCAGUUGUCUACUUGUGCAUGUUAAAAUUGGGUUUCUAUCGGAAUGGUUGUGAUAGUCUCGGUAAAUUAAGUUUUAAGACGCGCACACGGUGCUUGUGUUGUUUAGUUUGUCUUGGAGUUCAAAUAUAGCCUAGCCGACGCUCGGUCAAAACAAGCAGUUAUAUCUACAUGUGAAUAUAUGGAUUGCAGUAUAUGGCCCUCGUCUGCUGUUGCAAAAUGCAAUGGGACGAAGUGAGGCAUUUCGACCGCCAGAAUAUAUUUGCUUCACUUUCAAGCCUGAUAAGCAGGUCUAGCAAGGACAGUCAAAAAUGUGAUCCGGUGAUUGAUACUCUACCAGAUUAGUUGUGCACCAGUAGCAAUGGAGCGGAGCAAACGCAACUCCAUUGCUGGGUUCCCCAUGCGACCAGAUCGGCUGGAGGACCCGGAUUGUGGAGGAGGAGCAGAAACCGUUCCGGCACCGCUGGACAGGGUGUGUCCCUCGUCUUACCGGGCCCUCAUCAGUGCCUUUUCUUGCCUGACCCGACUUGAUGACUUCAUCUGCGAGUGGAUUGGCUCUGGGUUUUUUUCAGAGGUCUACAAGGUGCGUCACAAAGCUUCGGACCAGGUAAUGGCCCUAAAGAUGAACAAGCUGAGUAGUAAUCGUGCCAACAUGCUGCGAGAAGUUCAACUCAUGAACAGACUCUCUCACCCCAACAUACUCAGAUUUAUGGGGGUGUGUGUACAGGAAGGUCAACUCCAUGCUCUCAUCGAGUAUAUUAAUGGUGGCAACUUGGAGCAGCUGCUGGACAGCAAUAAGUACCUGAGCUGGACCACACGGGUCAAACUGGCCUCAGAGAUCGCCAUGGGCCUCAGUUACCUACACUCCAAGGGCAUUUUUCACAGAGAUCUCACCUCCAAGAACUGCCUGAUCAAGUCUGAUGAGAAUGGCUACACUGCGAUCGUCGGAGACUUCGGCCUUGCUGAGAAAAUCCCCAGUCAUGAUUUUGAGGGGGAAAAGCUGUCCGUGGUGGGAUCCCCAUUCUGGAUGGCUCCAGAAGUGUUGAGAGACGAGCAUUAUAAUGAGAAGGCUGAUGUCUUUUCGUAUGGCAUUAUUUUGUGUGAGAUAAUUGCAAGGAUACAGGCUGAUCCUGACUACCUACCACGCACUGAAAACUUUGGCCUGGAUUACCACGCCUUCCAGCACAUGGUUGGAGAUUGUCCCCCAGACUUCCUGCAGCUUGCCUUCAACUGUUGCAAUAUGGAUCCAAAGCUCAGGCCCUCGUUCCCAGAUAUAGUAAAGAGACUGGAAGAAAUCCAGAAAAAGCUGAAAGCUGACAACUCUGAGAGGGAGAGGAUGCUACUAACCGCCGGAGAGGUGGAGAAAAAAGCCUUGCCCAAAGGUCCAGGUGAAAAGGGUAUAAAGAGGUUAAAUCCUCUUGUUUUUCAGGAUGACAAGAUUCCACCCAAGUCCCCCCGUCCACAUCGCAACAUCUGUCUUUCCCGUAGCCAGUCUGAUAUUUUCUCUCGUAAGCCUGCUCGCAAAGUGAACGUCAAGGACCCUUACUACAACCCAGGACCUAGGGGCUUCAUACACGGGCAACCGAAAGUCAACCCUUUCAGUGCCAGAGAGGACUUAAAAGGUGGCAAGAUCAAGUUUUACGACAUGCCCAGCAAAUCGGUCUUCUCACUCAUGUUUGAUUUGCACUCGCCUCACGGCAGUCAAAGCUCAUACCAGCCUCACCCCAACAUUAGCACGGGAGCCUCCGGCAACAACUGCUUCCCAUCCUGGCCAGAGACCUGGCAGCUGCCCGGUCGGCAGUGCCACUCGCUACCCGUCUCUCCCCAGCUGCCCCACUCAGAUGUCUUAUUCUCAUCUCACCCCACGUCCAAGAGCGAGGCCGGACAGCCCGGCGGUGAAAGCAGGCAAAAAGCAUUGAGCAGCUGGGCUAAGAAGUACGCUGUUGCUGAGAUCCCUCCGUACAAGCCGCGAGCCGAAAGACAGGAGGAAGUGGGAGCGGCAGAGGAUUGGUCAUCUCCGGUACCCUCUGAGGGAGGAGAAUCGGAGGCCAUGGACUGCUCCAGCAGCAGAGGAAGCCCUGCGGACGAUAAGGACACGAUCCUCAGCCAGAUACAGAACAGAAGUCUCGGCGGCUUAUGCGAGGACAUGGAGGCUGAAGACCAGGAUGGCUUGAUGAUCUCCAACAAGAACUCGCUCACGCUGAGCAUGUCUGUGGAGCCACAGGAACUCUGUCCGAUAGUCCUCACAGCCUGCAAAGCUUCAUCUUCAGGAGAACGCAUCUCCAGAUGUGAUAUCUAGAUGGUUGAGGACACUUCCUCAAGUUUGAACUGAUCAGAUGUCACGCAAACAGAGAUUAUAUUCAUUAAAUAUUUAAUAUGAUUAUAAGUUAUAUAUUUUUUUUCUUUGAGGGAAAGUAAACCCUUGUAACUUAAGCUAAAAGGGCGGCUUGAAUUGAACAAAAGAGCAGGAAAAAGGUGGAAACACUGAUCCGGUCCAUGCGGUAGUAGUUACCCGUCACACUAUGAAGAACUCCAACAGUGGGAGAUUCAGUGGACGUAACCUCGCACAGGGCUAAUGAUGAGACACAUUCUGUGAUGUUUUUUUCUUUAUAAUACAUGCUAUUGGUUGCACAUACCACAAAUGCUGUUUUUUUUUUUUUCCCUACAAACAGUAUCUAAUGCUUAUUUAGGUGAGCAGCUUUGGCCAUUUCUACAUGUUUGAUUUUUUUUUUUCUUUUUUCAGAAGUUAUCGAAGAACAAAUCUCUUUGGAGAAAGGUGAUCGAGUGUCUUUUUUUUUUGCACUGCAUGGGCCUAGAAAAUACACAGCAAACAUUCCAUGUCAUCUCGCAUCUUAAAAAGGUCCUGUUUUGAUCCUACGCUAACGGUGUGUGCCAUGGUAAUUUCAAAACAAGGAUCAUUUUCACUCUUUGACCUCUCAGGUCUUCAAAAAAAAAAAAAGUCCAUGUCUGUAUCUACUUAAAAUCGUAAUUGCACUUGAAAUAAGUUAAAUGGUUUGAACUUUUUUUUAAUCUAUUUGUCACUACAUUUCUAUGCAAUAAAUUUAACCAUGGCAUGAUAGUUUUAUAGAGAGAUUUAUUUUGAUAUUUAUAAUGAAAAAAGUCAUUUUAUUAUGUCUUCAUGUCUGUGAACUGUUUAAACUGUGUUGUUGUUUAUACGAUCUGAUGAAUAGAGAUUUCUGUACAUGUUGAAAAUGGUCAUUUCUUGCUAGUUUAUUCUUAACUCUAUUUUUCUGCUUUUUCAGUCCUGACUGUUUUCUUUUAGAUUGUAGAUU
This is a messenger RNA of Sinocyclocheilus rhinocerous, 3515 nucleotides long. RefSeq names its product dual specificity testis-specific protein kinase 2-like. Bases 584 to 2521 code for a protein of 645 amino acids. The transcript is spliced from 11 exons. Gene Ontology annotation, cellular component: cytoplasm; nucleus. Gene Ontology annotation, biological process: protein phosphorylation; actin cytoskeleton organization. The record is from RefSeq and is a predicted model, not a curated record. Gene Ontology annotation, molecular function: ATP binding; protein serine/threonine kinase activity. NCBI's taxonomy places the organism in Eukaryota, Metazoa, Chordata, Actinopteri, Cypriniformes, Cyprinidae.